CGCCGAGGACAGACGCAAGAUUCAUCCACAUCACCAAACCCAAAACUCAACAGAACGCCGGCAAAAUGAUUCCCAUACAGAGUCCACGGAAAAGCCCUCGAAAUAACCAACAGCAGAGCCCAGGGAAGGGGGACAAGAGGGCAAAGCCACCGCCACCCUCUUUCUUUGGACCUAAAGUCGCUGCUCCCUCAAGCGCCAUCCCAUCGUCGUCUCCCGCUUUCGCAACGCCGGCGCACCCGUUGAGGCCAUUCCAACCACCCGCACCUGCAAAAGCAGCUGUUCUUCCCAUAAUCCUCCCCCCUGCCACGUUACGGCCGUUGGCGUUUCGAACCUUUACCAAGAAACAUAGUUUGACGCUGACAUCCUCGGCACUGCAAGAACUCGCAACCUUUAUUGGCAGACACUGUGGCUCAGGAUGGAGGGAGGAGGGCCUAGCGGAGAAGGUUUUGGAGGAGGUUGCUCGGACAUGGAAGAAUCGCAAUGGGGGGGUCAUCGUGGACGGAACGAGUCCGGAGCUGAAGGACAUCUUGAAGACGCUAGAGGGGAACAUGAGCGGCGGCAAAAUAAUGAGUGGGCCGAGAGGUUUGAGCCGGCAGAACAGUCUAAUGCUGGAACCGACAGAAGAUCCAAACCAUUCCAAGACCCGACUGGGCUUGAGGCCGACAACGACGCUCACACGAGAUGAUAGCCAGACCAGUUUCGGCAUGUCGAGCGUCGAGAUCGACGAGGAGCCAGAUGAAGAGGAGCUGCAGGACGUUAGAAGGUGGAUGAAGGUUAUCAAUGCCUUCGAACAGCCCCGGUACACGUAUAAUGUCGCAAAGAAGCAGUUCGAGAAGAUCGCCUCUAAACCCUCCCUCCUGCCGCCAGCCUCGCACAAGACCGAGGCGUUCCGCAACAGGUACAACGCGAUCCACCAACGUCUGCUCCGCAACGAAGCUUUCCAAACGUCGGCCGUAACGAGCGCCCGACUCACGGCGCUGCGUCGGAGCGGAUCGACAAUGCAGUCGCACAAGAUAACCCCUGUGGCAAACCUUCUAGGUCGGCACGGCACCAAUCACAUGCUGCUCGGGAUGCUGGUCAUCCUACCCACGGGCAACUUGGCGAUUAGUGACCUGACAGGGACUAUCGGGCUUGACUUGUCUCACGCCGUGGCCAUACCAGAGGACUCGGCCUGGUUCACGCCAGGCAUGAUCGUCCUGAUCGAUGGGGUUUACGAGGAAGACGAAGAGACGACAGGCAAGGGGUUAAGUGGUAGCAGCGGCGUGGGAGGAACUAUUGGCGGCCGCUUUCAGGGCUUCUUUAUCGGACAACCACCCUGUGAGAAACGGCGAGCGACACUGGGAGUGAGCGGCUUGGACGGCGGAGUAGACCAUACAAUCGGGGGCGGGUUUGGCUGGAUCGACUUUCUGGGCGUCGGCAGCGCCCGAGCGGUCGGUCCUCGGAUGCGAAAGGUGGAGCAGAGACUGGUGCGGCAACCGGCGUUGGCUGAUCCAGAUAGUCCUGGGCGCGGCCGCGUGGUCAUCGUGGGCGAACUGAAUCUCGACCAGCCGCGCAGCCUGCAGGCUCUCAAGAAGAUCCUCUCCCUUUAUGCCACCGACCCCGAGGGGUCGACACCGAUGGCGUUCGUUCUCUCCGGCAACUUCACUACCCACGCCGUCAUGGCUCGUGGGGGCAGCGGCGGGAGCAUAGAGUACAAGGAGUACUUCGACGCUCUGGCCUCUACGCUUGCCGACUUCCCCACGCUCCUGACAACUGCAACAUUCAUCUUUGUCCCGGGGGACAACGAUGGGUGGGUAUCCGCCUUUUCGGGAGGCGCCGCGGUCCCGCUGCCGAGGAAACCCGUCCCAGAUCUGUUCACUUCCCGUAUCAAACGGGUAUUUGCCGCAGCCAACGCCGAAGCAGGGCUGCUGUCUACUACCGAAGGGAAGGGUGGCGAGGCCAUCUGGACGACCAACCCCAGCCGGAUCUCCCUCUUUGGACCAAACCACGAGAUCGUCCUCUUCCGGGACGACGUUUCGGCGCGCCUGCGCCGCUCUUCGGUCCGCCUAAAAAGCAAAACCGCAAUCACUGCCACUGCCGUCGGAGAUCCACAACCCUCCCAAACAGAGGACGUCACCAUGUCCGGAGCAAACCCGACCCCCUCCUCCCCGCUGGCACCGAACCUCGAGGCGAUGGACCUCGACGACAACACCCAGGCCCGGCAACCUCGGUCCCCGAGAGAAGAAGGAAAAGAGGCGGCGCUGCCUUACGACGUCCUCGCGGCCCGCAGGCUCGUCAAGACGCUCCUGGACCAGGGCUACCUCGCGCCCUUCCGACAGGCUAUCCGCCCCGUGCAUUGGGACUACGCGUCGGCCCUGUACCUGUACCCGCUGCCGACGGCGCUGGUGCUGGUGGACACGACGGCGCCGCCGUUCUGUGUCACCUAUGAGGGAUGCCAUGUCAUGAACCCCGGUAGCGUGCUCGUCAGCGGGCGGAGAGGCGUCGCGAGGUGGGUGGAGUAUACCCCUGUUGGCGGCGCAGGGAGAGGUGGUCGUUUGAGGGAGUGUACUUUCUGAGCCGGCGCAUGGGGGUUGGGGAAAGGGGUACAAGGAACAGGGAGGGCGGCGGUUCCGUGCUGAUAUCAGGUUGGAUGAUUCUGGAUGAAGGGGAUUAGAGAAUUAUUUGGAGUUGAUGUUCCUAUGUAAUGGUGUCAUGAAAUCCGGUAUCUGGUGGCGUUGAGUGGGUGAUUAGAAGGUGCUCUGAGCGGGCAUAACUCGGAGGGCUCUGAUGGUACCUGAUAGGGAAAAGCAGGUCGACUUGCGCAUGGGCGAGGUAUGACAUGGCGAUUUUCUUGACACGCGUGACAAUAGCAUGUACGGUACGGUACAUACAAUACAUACAUUUUAUUCGUAUA
Thermothelomyces thermophilus ATCC 42464 is the source of this 2893-nucleotide messenger RNA. RefSeq lists its product as uncharacterized. The transcript has 2 exons. Gene Ontology annotation, cellular component: epsilon DNA polymerase complex. Gene Ontology annotation, biological process: error-prone translesion synthesis; DNA-templated DNA replication. Gene Ontology annotation, molecular function: DNA binding. NCBI's taxonomy places the organism in Eukaryota, Fungi, Ascomycota, Sordariomycetes, Sordariales, Chaetomiaceae. Bases 66 to 2555 code for a protein of 829 amino acids. The record is from RefSeq and is a predicted model, not a curated record.